Oryctolagus cuniculus (rabbit) is the source of this 2888-nucleotide messenger RNA. RefSeq names its product serine peptidase inhibitor, Kunitz type 1 (gene SPINT1). Gene Ontology annotation, molecular function: serine-type endopeptidase inhibitor activity; protein binding. NCBI's taxonomy places the organism in Eukaryota, Metazoa, Chordata, Mammalia, Lagomorpha, Leporidae. Gene Ontology annotation, cellular component: plasma membrane. The record is from RefSeq and is a predicted model, not a curated record. Gene Ontology annotation, biological process: epidermis development; extracellular matrix organization; epithelium development.
CAGCGUCCCGGCCUUCAGGAUGCAUUUCUGGGGCUGGCCCCGGGGAAUCCCGCGCGGAGCGACCUCGACCCGACGCGUCCCCGGGCGGGACACCACCGGGCCCCUCCGCAGGCCAGGCUCCAGGGAGGGAUUGGGGACCGCCGCGCUGCGGGGCGGACCGAGGCGGAAGCUCGGCCGGGAAGGGCCGGCCGGGGCUCACCGGGCGUGGGCGGGGCCGAUGGCGCUCGGGUUAAUGUCCGCCCCGCCCAGGCCGCACUGACUCAGUUUCACCAGAAACUGGGGAGAGGAGGCGUUCGGUAGCCAGCACACCCGGCACCGGGGCGGAAGCGGCGGCGGGAGCCGCGCAGGAAGCCGGGACCGGAACCUCGGCGGGCCCGGCCCCACCCUACUCACCUGCGCAGGUAACCGGGGCCCCGGAGCGCCAGGCGGAGGCGGGGCGGACUCGGAGCAUGGUGGCGCCUUUGUUCCGCGCUUGUACGUGUGUCCGGGUCACAGGUACUCUCGGAACCCAGACGCCCGCACGGUGAAGGUGACCCCCGUGGGGAGCGGGGCGACGGCCCCCAGGAGAACGAUGGUCAGCGCCCGCCGCUUCCUGGCUCUCAUCUCCCCAGUCGCCGUGUGGCUCCUGUGCGCGCUCGGCCUCCAAGGCACUGAGGCCGGGCCGCCCGAGGGAGCCAUCUGCAAGGACCGCUUUACCGCCAGGGUGCCUGACUUCGUACUGGACAUCAACGCCUCGGUCAGCAACGGGGCCACCUCCUGGGGCUCCCGCACGGUGCACCACAGCUGGGAUUGCGUGCUCGCCUGCUGCGAAACCCAAAACUGCAAUUUGGCGCUGGUGGAGCUGCCGCCCGGCGGCGGGGAGGAUGCAGUCGCCGCCUGCUUCCUUAUGGACUGCCUCUACGAGCAGAACUUCGUGUGCAAGUUCGCGCCCAGGGAGGGCUUCAUCAACUACCUCUCGCGGGAAGUGUACAGCUCCUUCCGCGACCUGCGCUCCCAGGGCUUUGGCGGGGCCUGGAUCCCCAAGGCCUGGCCCAGCACAGACCUGAAGGUACAGCCCCAGGAGCCUGUGGUGCUUAAAGAUGUGGACGGUAUAGAUUGGCACCUGCUGCAGGGAGGCACGGAUGUCAGGGUCGAGAGAAACAGCCUGGACCAGGUGGAGCUGUGGGGACUCAAGGAAGGCUCGUACCUGUUCCAGCUAACGCCGGCUGGCUCAGACCAGCCAGAGAACACGGCCAACGUCACAGUCACUGUGCUGUCCGCCAAGCAGACUGAAGACUACUGCCUCGCAUCCAACAAGGUGGGCCGCUGCCGGGGCGCCUUCCCCCGCUGGUACUACGACCCCACAGAACAGAUCUGCAAGAGGUUCAUUUACGGAGGUUGCCUGGGCAACAAGAACAACUACCUGCGAGAGAAAGAGUGCAUGCUAGCCUGCCGGGGCGUGCAAGGUGGGCCCUCGGGACUUUCCCGCAGGGAGGGCAGAGAGGGCAGGGGUCCCUGCUGGAGCCUGGCCGUGCUUCCUCUGACUUCUCUGUUCUCUCUCCCAGGACCCCUGAUGGAAAGGCACCAUCCAGUCUGCUCUGGCACCUGUCACCCCACCCAGUUCCGCUGCAGUGACGGCUGCUGCAUCGAUAGCUUCCUGGAGUGUGACGACACCCCCGACUGCCCAGAUGCCUCUGAUGAGGCCACCUGUGAAAAAUACACCAGCGGCUUUGACGAGCUCCAGAGAAUCCAUUUCACCAGCAACAAAGGGCACUGUGUAGACCAGCCAGACACCGGCCUGUGCCAUGAGAGCAUCCCCCGCUGGUACUACAACCCCUUCACCGAACGCUGCGACCGCUUCACCUAUGGUGGUUGCUAUGGCAACAAGAACAACUUUGAGGACGAGCAGCAGUGCCUGGAGUCCUGUCGAGGCAUCUCCAAGAAGGACGUGUUCGGUCUGCGGCGGGAAAGCGCCGUUCCCAGUGUAGGCUCCGUGGAGGUGGCCAUUGCCGUGCUCCUGGCCAUCUGCAUCGUGGUGGUGGUGGCCAUCCUGGGUUACUGCUUCUUCAAGAACCAGAGGAAGGGCUUCCACAGACACCGCCGCCACCCGCCGCCCACCCCCGCCAGCUCCACCGUCUCCACCACCGAGGACACGGAGCACCUGGUCUACAACCACACGACCCGGCCCCUGUGAGCCCGGGGGCUCGCCAGCUCUCACCUGGCCCUGCCUCCUGCUUGCCGAGGCGGAGCCUGGGCCGGGGACAACUUUGGGGCCAGGCUCAUCCUGCCUGUUUCCCAGGCCCGCUGUGCCUCAGCCACCAGGGCUCCUGCCCCUGUGGGAAGAGUCCCAGCUGAGCCUAAGCCAGUUAAAGCCUAGGGCGCCGGCGGAAGCGAAAACCCUGGAGCCGGGGUGCUGUACGAACGUACGUACGUAUGUACAUGUGUGACCAGCCUGCCUUCGUGCCUGCCUGCCUGCCUGGGAGUUCAGAGGAGGCAGGAGUUGUGUUUCCUGUGCAAAGCUGCCUGCCCCCACCCUGAGGUUUUGGGAAGGGGCCUAGGAUGGUAUCAAACGCUGAAUGCCCCAUCCUGUCCUCCAUAGCCGCUCCUUCCGCUCUGCCCAGUCCGGGGUCGGCAGGAUGGGCUUCCCCAGACAGUUCAUGCUGGCAAGAGUUGCUUUCAGUUUAUUUAAUGCUCUGGGGCUGGAUGCAGAGGAGAGGAAACUCAAAGUGGCUAUCCCCUCUUCCCCUCAACCAGCCUGGCCUGGCCCCCGGAGCCAGCAGCAGGGGCCCAGCGGUGGUGGUGGCCUGCAACCCCCGCCCCCCAGGGCACUCCACGUAACACUCCUACCCCCUCCGCAACCUCCUGCCAGCUUCAGGCCUCUCAUCAAGCAAUAAAGCUGUUUUGUGGGG